Phaeoacremonium minimum UCRPA7 is the source of this 1809-nucleotide messenger RNA. RefSeq names its product putative dhs-like nad fad-binding domain-containing protein. Gene Ontology annotation, biological process: regulation of DNA repair; replication-born double-strand break repair via sister chromatid exchange; pericentric heterochromatin formation. Lineage: Eukaryota; Fungi; Ascomycota; Sordariomycetes; Togniniales; Togniniaceae. The record is from RefSeq and is a predicted model, not a curated record. Gene Ontology annotation, molecular function: histone deacetylase activity, NAD-dependent; NAD+ binding. The coding region runs from base 1 to 1809 and encodes 602 amino acids. Gene Ontology annotation, cellular component: mating-type region heterochromatin. The transcript has 2 exons.
AUGGACGCCUCAAACCGCUAUCCAUCUCCGAGUUCCACCAGCGACCAGUCUGGCAGCGCUUCGCCCAUGAAACUCCCAGACGCCAUCGGCGAGAUUCAGGUUAGGACGGAUGGCCCGCCGCCGGCCAAGAGGAGGAAGGUCGCCGAGCGCAAACCCCGCACUACCGAGUACAUUGAUCUCUCGGAUCGCGACGAGGAGGACGAGGCGCAGUUAGACCGUCUCUUGUCAGUUCUGCGCAAGAAGAAGAAGAUCGUCGUAAUCGCUGGCGCUGGAAUCUCUGUCUCUGCUGGAAUUCCCGACUUCCGCUCUUCACAUGGUCUCUUUCAGACCCUAAGGGCCAAGCACAAGAUCAAGGGGGGAGGAAAGAGUCUUUUUGAUGCCUCCGUGUACAGAGACGACAAGUCUACAGAGGAAUUCCAUAAGAUGGUCCGAGAUCUGUCGCGGCUUACACAGUCUGCAAAACCCACCCCAUUUCACCAUAUGUUGGCGUCUCUCGCCGAGGAAGGCCGCUUGAUGCGUCUCUAUUCUCAAAACGUCGACUGUAUCGAUACAUCUAUGAAACCACUUGCCACUACUGUACCACUGAACGCGAAGGGGCCAUGGCCUGCCACCAUUCAGUUGCAUGGCGGGUUGGAGAAAAUGGUAUGUACAAAGUGCGGCCAGAUUGAUGAUUUUGAGGCGUCACUCUUCCAGGGGCCAGAGCCCCCACCGUGCAAGAAGUGCGAGGCCGAUGAUCAUGUCAGAACCGCGUUUGCUGGGAAGCGAAGUCACGGCAUCGGACGUCUGCGGCCACGCAUGGUCCUGUAUCAGGAGUAUCAUCCCGAUUCGGAAGCCAUUGGUGCUGUAUCUAACAGCGAUCUGAGAAGAGUUCCUGAUGCUGUUAUUGUUGUUGGCACAAGCUUGAAGGUGCCUGGGGUGCAGAGAAUCGUGAAGCUGUUAUGUCGAGCCACCCGGGCCAAGCGUGAUGGGUUUACUGCAUGGAUUAAUCUGGAAUCCGAACCGCAGGGAGCCGGAAUGAACGAUCUAUGGGAUCUGGUGGUGAAGGGGAAAUGCGAUGACAUUGCAGAGUUGCUCAACCUGCCGCACUGGGAUGAGCAGGAUGUUGGUGAGAAGGAAACCUACAUGGUAACGGGCGACGAGCAAAAGGAAGAGCAGUACAAGAGAGGAGUGGGCCGUGACAGAAUUGAUGUGCUUCUACAGAAGAAGACGAUCAAUGAGUCUGACGAGGAGGACACUAAGCCUUCGGAAGCAAAAUCCAAGGUUGUGGAGCAAAUCCAAGCAGGCAUUCCCACCCCAAGUGCUAGUCCAAGACACCAGAGUCCUGUUCCAUCACGCAAGGCACUUCCAAAGGGAAAGACAAAGCAGAGCACGCUCAAAUUUACUGGCAAUUCGACUAUGGGAUCCAAGGAGGCUACAGCGGCAAAGAUCACCAAACCUCGAAAGCCGAGACAACCAAAGCAGGAUGCAAAGGCCAAGCCAAAGAAUGCUCUCACAAAGUCUUUCAAAGCUACGAAGAACACUGUGUCUGUCUCUGUCAAGACGCCCAUCAAACAGAUAAAAUCCGAUCCCGAAUCAUCAGACUUCUCCUCUCCCCCUGUGGAUGCCCAAGACGGCUUGAGCUUUGGCUUGCCCUCAUUGCGACCAUCCAAUGGCCUAAAGAAGGAUAUUUCUACCAUUAAGACAGAAGGGGAAUCGUCGCCAAACGAAAUCGAUUCCCAUCUUGUGUCCAACGAGCUUGAUGUGGCUUCAAGGCGUGAUACUAUCUCGCCAAAGUCCAAGCCGCGUAGUAUGGGUCACCUGAUCGACUAG